Messenger RNA from Electrophorus electricus (electric eel), 3802 nucleotides. It is a transcript of the gene plppr2a, whose product is annotated as phospholipid phosphatase related 2a. Gene Ontology annotation, biological process: signal transduction; phospholipid dephosphorylation; phospholipid metabolic process. Gene Ontology annotation, cellular component: plasma membrane. Gene Ontology annotation, molecular function: phosphatidate phosphatase activity. Lineage: Eukaryota; Metazoa; Chordata; Actinopteri; Gymnotiformes; Gymnotidae. The record is from RefSeq and is a predicted model, not a curated record.
GCAGAGGAGAGGAGGAGGGGAGUGAGUGAAAGAGAGGGAGAAAGAGAGAGGAGGAAAAGAAGAGCGAGUACAGAUUCAGUGUGAGAGCUGGAGCCAGCGCGGGAGCUGAGCAGCGAGACCCUCCUCCACCAUGGCUACUGCAUAGGAAUCUGUCAUCACAGCAUCAGGGUGUAUGAGGUGUAAGAAGUAGGAGGCGACAGUGAAGGCAGAUCAAACAUGGCGGUCGAGGAGAAGGCUGGCGUGAAGAGCAGUACCUCCAUUCUGCCCUGCUUCUUGUUUGUGGAGCUGGUGAUCAUGGCAGGCACGGUUCUCCUUGCGUACUACUUUGAGUACACGGACACCUUCCCCGUGCACAUGCAGGGCUUCUUCUGCUUCGAUAAGGCAUUCUCCAAGCCCUACCCGGGGCCGGAUGAGAGCAGCAAAGUGCCACCCGUCCUCGUCUACUCUCUGGUAACUGCCAUCCCUACCGUGAUGAUUCUGGCUGGAGAGCUGAUGGCAUUCUUCAUGAGGUCAGAGGGCACUCAAGAGAAGACCAUUGUCACUGCAGACUGCUGCUACUUCAACCCUUUGCUGAGACGUAUCAUACGUUUCUUAGGUGUCUACUCCUUUGGCCUCUUCACCACCACCAUCUUCGCCAAUGCCGGGCAAGUGGUCACAGGAAAUCAAACACCUCACUUCCUGUCGGCAUGCCGGCCAAACUACACGGCACUGGGCUGCCAGUCAAGUCUUCAGUACAUCACGGAACGGCGAGCCUGCACAGGGAACCCCCUCAUCGUGGCAUCUGCUCGCAAAUCCUUCCCCUCCAAGGAUGCAGCAUUGAGCGUCUACUCAGCAGUAUACACAGUGAUGUAUGUGACGCUGGUGUUCAGGACGAAGGGCACGCGUCUGACAAAGCCAACCGUCAGCCUGACCCUGCUGUGCCUGGCUGUUCUGGUGGGGGUGGUGAGGGUGGCUGAGUACCGCAACCACUGGUCAGACGUCCUGGCUGGAUACUUCACUGGAGGAGCCAUCGCCGUGUUUCUGGUAACUUGCGUAAUCAACAACUUCCAGCAGGCCAAACCCCCUCCGCCACCUGCAAGACCCCAGCGUCCUGAGUCAGUGCUGGGCAUGCCUAUGGUGGCGCUGCCCUGUGUGGAGAGUCCACUCGAAAAGUUAAGUGGCACUCAGACUCCACGGGGAUCUCCAUUCACUGAGAUCACAUGACCAUCAGCCCUAUCGGUUCCCCGCCACCCCCGAUGUCCUCAUACCGUCUCGCUCCAUUUCCAGCGAAGUCUAGAUGGGCCGCCUGAGCGUGCUGGCCAGUGCGCCUCCCACACCGCUGGACGCAGCGCCACCCUCUACCGCUCCUACUCCACGCAGGUCUAGACCCGCUUCCUCAUCAAUCCCCACCCCUCUGUGACUCCCCACCCACCCCACCACAAUCCCCUCGGGGCUCCCGUUCUCUGCUCAUGCAAACAAGGUGCGACAGGACAUGCCACCGGCGUGCUGUGCUUCGGGAACGCGCGGCCAGAGAGCCCGGACAGAGGGGGAUCUCUAAAGCCAUUAGGGGUUUGUUUGAGCAGUGUGCAGAAGCCUUUACAUCAUCGUAAACACCUCUGGCCCGAUCUGCAACUACCCAAACCAGUUCCCAAGGGAACCGAUAGAGCCCUGUACAACACAUCACCUGAGUGCAGGACUCCUGAGAAAAACAACUAGUAGCACACUAUCUCCUGAGCUUAUUUUGUUUCUUUAGAGCGUCUUUGAAGAGACGCAUUCAAUAUGUGUGUACUUAUCCAUAUGCUUAUUAGAUAUAAUGUGGUUUUUCUUUGGAUUUUAACAAGUGUGCCAGCAAAUCUGGACACAAAUGGACUAGAGGUUUGGAGGGUGCUUCUCAGUGCUCAGAGCAUCCAGAGAAACUGAAUUAUCCUCAGCUGAACAGUGCUGUUGUUGAUGUACCUCCACGUUUGAGAAUGGAGUAAAGAGAAAACGCCUGUAUGAUUGUGCCGAGUACUCGCUGCUGGCUGUCGACUCAUCGCCCAUGUCCUUUUCGCACAUCAAAAGCAGGCAGCUUAAGGGCACAUGCUUACAGAGAACAUCAGCCUACGAGCAAAUGUUCCAUCUGUUCCAGUGAAUGAGUAACAUGGGCUCAGCUUCUCUCCAAGGACUUGUCCAUUACCCCCCCAGGCCUUGGUGGAUUUGGCUCAUUAGCAUCAAUGACAGCAUUCUGACGCAGUGGCACCCACCUCAACACACACACACACACACACACACACACACACACACACACACACACACACACACACACACACACACACACACACAUCAGCAUGCUGUCAGACUGAACACCCAUUUACAUGCUACAGAGAUCAAAAGCAAAUAUUGCUUUGCUUCUCAGGAGAAUACAUCAAACUCAAGACCAUCAAGGGAUUUUUACAUGUCAUCUCAUUUUAACUUCUCAUUUGCUACAACUACAAACACCAUGAGCUGUCUGUCAUGUGUUAUAAUUGAAAUAUGUUGUUUAGGGGAAAGAUUUUCAUGUCUAUUACUGCUGACCCUUUGGCUGGUAUGACUUACCAUGGUCCUAUACUCAUAGUUUGUACUAAAUGAUUGUUCUGGAUUGUCAGUAACACCAGCUUUCCUUCUCCAGGAGGAUGUUUAUGCUGGCUUUUUUCACUUAUUCAUUGGAUUCAAGAUUUUAUAUGAUUUGUGUGGGAAAAAAAAGUAUUCUGCAAAGCGCAUUGUCUAUCAUAAGAGAUUUGGUACUUUUAAUUUGCACAUUUAUUUGCACAGUUCUUACUUCCUCCAGCUGCUUUACAUUUCCAACACCUUCUGAUGACUUCUGUCCUUGGCUGUACUCAUGUUCUUCACUGCACUGUGUAAGGGCUCCCAGUCUUCUGGAGCAGCACCCUCACACCACAAGUACAUUUGCUCAUAUAUAGACAUGCAUAAAUAUAUGCAGACACAAACACCCACACGCAUACACACCCACAUGCACGUGUGCACCUGCCACAAACACAUUCUUACAUAAAGACUUCCCACUUUCUUAUAUAAAACAUGUUUGUACAUGUUGUUUUGUAAAUACAUGUUUUUUGGUUAAAAAAGAAAGAAAAAGAAGAAAAAUGUAACAAUGCAUAUUACACUGACACCUGUGUGCACCCACCAUUGUUAUGUUACCAUAGUGACUGCUGCUUAUUUUAACCAUGGAAGUAAUGAUUGCAUCUCUGCUUUGGGAAACAAAAAUGGAAGGGACCAUUUAGAGCAUUUGGUUCAGGAACAUUUUCCAAUGUAUUAGUAUAUUCACAUGGUAGCAUCUGACCCACAAGCCUGUGAUCAAUACAAUUCUCACAGUCAGAUACAUUUAUCAUUAGAUCUUGGGUCAUCUGUCCUUGCAGAGAUAUAACUGUUGUGUAGUUUUAAAGUGGGCAUAACUGACACUGAAUGGUUGUAUCUGCUAAUGGGAUUUGCUAUAAAAUCAAUGAAAAUGAAAACAACUUUUCAUUUAUAAAAUGAUAUCAACCAGACUGCACAAGCACUAACCCUCCACUCUACAGAUACUCUGAGCUGUGAAGUAUUUCUCUUUGGACAGUUUUGGUAGAAAGAGCAUUCAUUUUUGUGGGCAAGUUAAGACUGUUUUGUACUUUUUUCCUGGACCUUCUUCUCAUGGGAAGCUCUAAACAUUGGAGACCAGGUGUGGUAGAAAGGAUGUGGGUGUUAAGGUGUUCUGAAGUUGUUUUUCUUUCAUGUUGUUGCGAUUUGUGUGUUGUUUUGUAAAGAUCUGUCUGAUAUGUCUGAGUAAAAAACAAUAAACUGGCAUUGCAGUACA